AUAUGUAAGACCUUGGUUUUGAUGUUGUGGUGAGUUUGCCUCUGCUCAUUUUUUUCCAGCAUGGCAACUAUACUCUGACAGUGGGAUAUAAAGUACUUCAUGGGCCAAAGAGGUACAUAACCUUAAGAUGUCCGGUCCUGGGCAGGCCAACAACUUCCCCCAUACGUAGUUCUACAGUCAUCUGCAGGAAAGAUGGCAUGCUUGCUGUGCUACCUGAUGGUCCAAUAAAUCUGAUCAAAAUAAUAGAUGUCUAUAAUGAAGAAUUGAUUGUGACCCAAGCACCUGUGGAGUGUGGCUACAGACUAGUAAAAAGACGCAGAAGGAUCACAUUGUCUGUCCAGUACACAUCGUGUGAUGUUACUGUGAAGCAUAAUAUGUAUUUGCUCACUGUACUAUACACACCAGCCAAAGGCCCAGAAUUGUCUCUGAACAUGAGCUGCCCUGUUGUCCCACCAAGUCUUCCUACUUCUAGCACUGUAAGACCUCCAGGAAGUCAGCCCACUGUGAUCUGUGGGAGCUCCAGCAUGAGGAUGCUUCUGCCAAAUGGGUCUCCUGACUGGGUCAACAUAAUAAAUAAGACCGGGGGUAAGGCCAAGGUGGUGUCUCAACCAAAGAGCUGUGGCUACGUAUUGGAAAAAGGUUACAACUAUCUUUCCUUCACUACGUUGUACCAAGCUUGUGAUGUUAGAAUUUUGGGUAGUUUUUAUGUUCUCACUGUAAUCUACGCACCAGAAGUUGGUCCUGAACUGGUAGUGAAUAUGAAAUGCCCAACUGCUUCUGGAAACUUUGGCUUCACCACCCUUCCUCCACUAACUUCCCAGAAGCCCACUACUAGUCCUCCAUCCCCUACGGUUUUCUGUAAAGCAGCCAGCAUGAUGCUGGUAUUGCCUGGUUUGCAUUAUGAAAUUCAAAUACUUGACAAGGCCAAUGAGAGAGAACCUGUGAAUUCCACAUCCCAUGCAUGUGGGUACAUAGUGACAAAACGUGAUGGAAAUUUAAUUUUUUCAGCUCUUUAUGAUGCAUGUGAUGUCCUCAUUCAGCAUCACCAUUAUGUACUGACUGUGCUAUACAAACCAUCUGGUAAACCAUGGAAGUCUGUAAGUAUGAGAUGUUCAGUCAAGAUGCCAACAACUGCUCCACCUACAAAGCCUACUGCACCAAGCUCUGUAACUUGCAGGGCUAAAAGCAUGAUGGCAAUGCUACCAGAUGGGCCUACAGACCAAGUCAAAGUAAUUGACUCAUUUGGUGAAGCAGUAGCUGUGAGUGGAGCUUCUUCAGAGUGUGGUUAUGGGCUGACGAAAGUCAAAGGGAAGAUUCUGUUGACUGUCCCAUAUAAUGCAUGUGAUGUUUCUGUGGAGGGUGGGGAUUAUGUCCUUGUGGUGCAUUACCAACCUGUUGGAGGCAUGCAGAUGUCCAUGACCCUCCGAUGUCCUGCUGGUGAUCAGAUAAAAACUACCUCCCAGGGUCCCACCAUUGCAACAAUUACCACCUUUCUCCAUUCAACUAAAAAUGCUACCACACACCAUUCUGAACCCACUUCCAUGUCCACAGCUGGUCCUCCUCCAAAUGUAGUGUGCAGGCAAAAGAGCAUGAUGGUAAUUCUGCCCAAAGCUUUCCCAGAUAGUGUCAAAGUAAUUGGUCAAUUUAUGCAGGAAGUGACUGUGAUAACUGCUCCAGUGAGCUGUGGGUACCAGCUUGUGAUUGGUUACCAACAGGUUGUAUUCAUAACUCCUUAUACAGCUUGCGAUGUCCGCAUUGUGGGUGGCUACUAUGUUCUGGCAGUACGCUACAAAACUAAAAAUGGGCAGCAAAUGAACGUGUCUAUGAAGUGUUCCACUCCUUCUGGUAAUGUGGGGUUUACUACGACAGUUGCUCCUACCAGUGUAAUGAAAAGUACACCCAGGGCACCAAGUGUUCUUUGUAACACCUUCACAAUGAGUGUGCUGCUUGAUGGAUCUUCAAGAGAGGUCUUUGUUCUAGAUAACCUGAAUGAAGCUGUGCCCAUUAACCAGUUUCCUUCAAGAUGCGGAUAUGUUCUCACAAGAAAACCUGGAGGUUUCCUCCUGACUGCACAAUACACAUCUUGUGAUGUCAGAAUCGAGAAUCAAUUCUACAUCCUUAGUGUGCUGUAUACACCUGCUGGUGGAGCUGAAACAUCUGUGACUAUGCAAUGCCCAGUCAUUCCACCACCGACAACCAAGUCAACCACCACAGCCAUGCCGGUGACCCCCAGUGACCCUUUAGUGAUUUGCGAAGGAUUCAGUAUGGAAGCAAUAUUGCCUGCUGGGUUGCUUAGUCAAGUUAAAAUAACAGAUUUCUUUAGUCAAGGAAUGGCUGUAAACCAGGCUCCAAAAGAAUGUGGCUAUACACUCCGAAAAGAAGGUGGAAAGAUCAUUUUCAGCACUCCAUAUAAUGCUUGUGAUGUGUAUGUUCAGUAUAACAGGUACAUCUUGACUGUGCUGUACCAACCUUAUGGACAUCCCCAGAAGUCUUUGACCAUGAGCUGUCCAGUUGUUGGGCCAACACAACCCACCGGUGCUGCUACUACCACCACCACAAAGCCUACAACGUCCAUUCCUCCACCCAAAGCCCUGUGCAGAGGGUCUAGCAUGAUGGUGGUUCUGCCAGGUGUUGCUCCAGAAAAUGUAAAAAUAAUAGAUAAGCUUCACCAUGAGGUGGUGGUCAUCACUCUACCCAGAAGCUGUGGCUACACACUUGUAAAACAAUACAAGCAACUGGUCUUUGCCUCCUUAUACACGGCAUGUGAUGUCAAAGUAAAGGGUGGCUUUUAUGUUCUUGUGCUGGUCUAUACAACUCCAAGUGGUGCGAAAAUUAAGGUUCCUAUGAAGUGUCCUACUACUGGAUCCCUUUUUCCAACUACACUAGCUCCAACAACUAGCAGCAUUUGGACCACACCUAGUGCUCCUAUUCUGAUCUGCAAAGCUUCAAACAUGAUGGUGUUGCUUCCGAUGGGCUCCAUACAUGAUGUCAAAGUAAUAGAUCAAAAGAAUGAGGCAUUGCCUGUGGUUCAGGCUCCUAGAGACUGUGGAUAUGUACUGAAGAAAAGGCCAAUCAAUCUUGCCUUUUCGGCCCUUUAUACCUCCUGUGACAUGAAAAUCUUGAGAAAUCAUUACAUUCUGCAUGUACUGUACACACCUUAUGGUGGUAUGCAGAGGUCUGUGACAAUGAGAUGCCCAAUGAAAGUGCCUACAACUACAAAGGUGCCAUCUACUACCAGCACACUUACCACAAAGGGUUUUACUCCCUCUGUAAUCUGUCACAGUUCUAGUAUGAUGGUCACUUUGCCUGAUGACUCUCCACAUUCUGUCAGUGUCAUAGAUGCUCUUGGUGAACAAGUGGAUGUGACCCAACAACCUUCAAGCUGUGGAUAUACACUGGUAAAAACCAGAGGAAACCUGCAGUUCACUGCCCUUUAUCAAGCUUGUGAUGUGCAGAUCAUAGGUGGCUCCUAUGUACUUCUCCUAAUAUACCAGCCUCAAAGUGGGCCACAAAUAGUUGUCCGGAUGGAAUGCCCAGUUACUUCUGGGGACACUGGGCUGACUACAGCAAUUAGUGCUACAAUCGCCACCAGCACCACAAUACUGCCCACCUCUGCAACACCUACUGUGAUUUGCAACUCUACCAACAUGACAGCAAUGCUUCCAGAUGGCUCUCUUGAUGCCGUUGAAAUAGUAGAUCUUGCUCAUGAGGUGGUUCCUGUAACUCUGACUCCACAAAGGUGUGGAUACACACUACAAAGAAAGCGAGGAUAUCUAUCCUUGGUUGUUCAGCACACUGCUUGUGAUGUCCGUAUCUUGAACAAUAAUUACAUCUUGAUGGUGCUGUACAAACCCACUGGACAGUCUAUGAGGUCUCUGACAAUGAGUUGCCCCGUUGGCAUCCAGAUGACUAUGACCACUACCCUCUCCAAGCCUUAUGCCCCAAGCCCUCCAGUGACUUGUGGUAAUUCUAGCAUGAGUGUGGCAUUGCCUGAUGGACCUCUAGAUCAGGUGAAAAUAGUAUCUUUCAAUGAAACUGUUGCUGUAUACCAGGCCCUUCCAGAGUGUGGCUACAUUUUAAGGAGAGUUGGGAGAAAGAUGGUCCUGAAAGUACCCUAUGACGCAUGUGAUGUUUAUAUAUGGCGCAAUAACUAUGUUGUGAUGGUGCUAUAUAUGCCUGCUGGCGGGGUUCAGAACUGUAUAACCAUGAGAUGUCCACUAAUUAAGCCAUCGCCACCGACAACCACCAUGUCGACGAGGAUAACCACACGUAGUCCCUCAAGAGCUGUGAUUUGCAGAGGCUCUAAUAUGACUACUGACUUACCUGGUGGUGCUUUGGAAGAGGUCUAUGUAAUUGAUAAGCAUUACAAGGAAGUGGCUGUAGUUACUCUUCCAAAAAGCUGUGGCUACUCACUGGUGAAAAGAAACCAUCAACUAUCCUUCACUGCACUAUACAAAUCUUGUCAUGUUAGAAUGUUUGGUGGCUUCUUUUUGAUUACUGUUAUUUACAAGCCUAGAAGAGGGUCACAAAUGGUUGUACAAAUGAAGUGCCCAACAAGUGGAGGCGAUUUGACACAUGCUACCACAACAGCAGCAAUUGCCACCAAGUCCUUGCCUCCCCCUCCUCCUAUAACAUGUAAAUCUUCGAGCAUGAUGGUUGAACUUGCAGUUAAAUCAAUCGAGGAUGUUCUGUUAAUUGGCGAUUCUGAAGAUACUGCUGUUCUACAAGCCCCAAUAGCUUGUGGCUAUUUGCUGACUGAAGCUUUUGGCCAUGUCACCUUUUCCUCUCCUUACAAUGGCUGUCAUGUUAGUCUUCAGGAUAACCAUUAUAUUCUGGAAGUCCUCUACAAACAUAGUGGUGGGAUGUGGAUGUCUGUGACAAUGCGUUGUCCUGCUCGAGAUCUUCCAGUAACAGUGACAGCUGCAUCAGUCUCUCCUCCUAAAGUGGUCUGUAGAUCAUCCAGUAUGAGGGUUUUAUUGCCUAUUGGAUAUGCAAAAGAUGUUCACAUUCUUGAUAAAAACUUGCAGAAAGUGCCAGCCAUUGCUGCUCCUGAACACUGUGGCUAUGCUGUGCAGAAGGGUCCCAACUAUGUCUCCUUUAGUGCACUCUACACUGCCUGUGAUGUGUCCAUUGUGCACCACCAUUACGUACUGACUGUCUACUACAAGACUACUAGAGGAGCCUCCAUUGUGGUGGAUAUGAAAUGUCCCCUUCUCUUUACACGAAGCACAUCUGUCACUGUAAAGCUUGGGACUCCUUCAGCAAUGUGCCACAAGUCUGCAAUGAGUGUAAGGCUGCCUACUGCCUCUGUACAACUUGUGAAGAUCCUAGGCAAGUUCAGGAACUGA
Messenger RNA from Erpetoichthys calabaricus (reedfish), 5348 nucleotides. RefSeq lists its product as uncharacterized. The transcript is spliced from 31 exons. Lineage: Eukaryota; Metazoa; Chordata; Cladistia; Polypteriformes; Polypteridae. The record is from RefSeq and is a predicted model, not a curated record. The coding region runs from base 198 to 5348 and encodes 1716 amino acids. Gene Ontology annotation, biological process: binding of sperm to zona pellucida; prevention of polyspermy. Gene Ontology annotation, molecular function: structural constituent of egg coat; acrosin binding. Gene Ontology annotation, cellular component: egg coat.